AUUUUUAAAGAGUCAAAAUACCAGUGUGAUCCCUGCCCUGACAGUCAACAUUCACCUUAUAACGGUUUUAAGUAUCAUUCAAAAAAAAAAUCUUGAGCUUCGUUGAUCUGAAGAAAGCAAAGUUGAAUUGUAAAGAAGCUGGCCAGGUGAUUUAGAAACCAGCCAAACAAACAAGAGUGGUGGCAAAUACCCAACAUUCCUUUAGCAUCAUCUCUUUGCAAUUGCAACAUGACCAACAUUAAAUUGAAUCCCUUGAAUCUUCCCGAAAUCAUCUCUCCCAUUGCUGGCUUCCUCGAUCGAGAAGACCUUCUAAACUGCAUCCUUAUCUCCAAGGCUUUUUAUAGUGCAUGUAUCGGGUCUAUAUGGAGAAAAAUCGUUGUCAAAGAUUUCAAAAGCCCUUCCUGUCUCACUGGCGAAAUACUCCAGAAACAUAGGGAGUAUAUUGAGGAGAUUGUGUUUCAAAGCACCUUUCCAGAAGUAUAUACGACAUUGCGAGGAUGCGGUCGCCUUCAGUCCAUUAGCUUUGGUCCAGAAUACAAUCAGCUAGCCCAGCCAACGAUACCGAAACACCUUCCGGACUUCAUCAAAGCCCACUCCACCAUCACCAAGCUCUCCUUUAAAAAUGUUACAUCAUCACAUGUCCUCUGGGGGAUACUAUUGGAUUGUACCAAUCUCAAUCGCUUGGAGUUGUUUGAUAUACUUGGAGAGGUUGAAGCUGAUCUAUUCUUUCAAGUCUACAAGAAACUUGGGCACCUGGUCUUGGAUAAUGUAAGCCUAGGUCAGCUUCCUACCAAAUUCUUGAAUAAUGAGGGCAGCGAGUAUACUUUCCCAAAAAUGCUCACUUUAAGCAUUAACGACUUCACGAUAAGGCCGAGGGUACAUCCGUACACACCAUCGUAUUGCCUUGGCACGUUGUUGAGGAGUUGUCCGGGGCUGUGUGCGUUGAAAUUUAGUGAACCUGUUGAGCGCGACUCUUUUAGAGGACUAAUGCCCUUUAAAACCAGCCGUCACUAUAUAGAGGCAUUUCUUCAGCAUCCCUGGACUCUGUAUAGUUUGUCAGAGCUAUUUUUCCCGAACCUGACAAUAAUAGACGAGGAUAUGGCGGCACUUCUCAGACAGAUGACUGAUCUAAGGCGGCUAAAUAUCCUAGGCUGUGACUUCAGCCAGCUCUCUCUACAAGAAUUACUAGCGGACAGACAGAAGGUGUUGGACGAUGGGCAUAUGGUCUGGAGGACUAGAUCUCGGAGGCUCUGCGAGACAAUUGAGAUAUUGAAGUUCGAUGUACAAGGCAUCGGGAUGAAAGGCAUUGUUCAAGCUGUUUUAUCGAAUUGCCCACGACUGAAGCAGCUAAGAGGACCUAGAAUCACGGUGACAGAGAUUAUCGAUGGAGCAGAAUGGGUUUGCACUGGAUUGACUUACCUGAUUAUCUACCUUGAGGCAGACGUCGACCAAAGGACUGAGGAAGGCAUGGCAAAGGCACGCAUCGCAUUUAGGCAACUAGGCAAAUUGACCCAGUUAGGAUACCUUGACGUAAGAGAAUGGGGCCUAUGGGAAACAAUAAAACGAACCUUGGACUUUAAGCUAAGAGCAGGUCUGGAUGAACUAGCUAGCCUGAAGAGCCUGCACAGGCUGGUGUUCAGGGAUGACAGUUUCCAGAAUAUGCAACUUGAGGAUGCGACAUGGAUGGUGAACAAUUGGCCGAACCUAAGGAAAUUGGAUUGCCCUCUGAUAGACGACCCAGCUGUGGCUUCCUUAUUCGCAUCACGCGCGCUCCCAGGGGCUAAUAUUGAAAAGAUUAAAUUUAAAGCCUACGAAUCUUUCUCGGAGGAGUAUGGACCAUUACAGAGACUCAGGUCCAUCGCAUACGAAGUGGAGUAUACAUGGCCCAUACCGGUCCACCUCUACAAUCAGAUUAAGCUUCAUAGUUCCAUCAUCACUAGCUUUUACCUGGACGAACGUAUUUGGAAUCUGCCUGAGAUCUGGAAGGCUUUACUAGAAUGCACCAACUUCAAGCACUUGAAGCUUGAUCACAAAUAUAUCAGAGCUGAAGCCAAUCUAUUCCUUCAAGUCUGCAAGAAAGUUAGGCACUUGGAAUUGAAGCGUGUAGCCAUCUACCAGCUACCUAUCAACUUCCUAAAUAUUGAGGAUAGUAAUUGUAUAUUCCCAAAUAUACGCACACUGAGCAUUGAGAAAGUCAAUACACUCAGUCCUCGAGGUCCGUACACAUCACCGUGUUGCGUCAGCAUGUUGGAUAGGAGAUGUCCAGAAUUGUCCUCAUUGCAUAUUAACGGCCAAGAAUUAGAUGAUGAUCGAGGCUUCUUCAGGGUAGCAUUCCUUCAGAACCCUUGGACUCUGAACAGUUUGUCAGAUCUGACUUUCCUUCAUACACAGGUAAAAGACGAGGAUAUAGCAGCGCUUCUCAGACGAAUGACUGGAAUGAGGCGACUCGGCGGCUACAGAAGUGGUGAUGCUCAAACCAUUUUAUCAAAUUGUCCACGACUGGGAAGUCUGACGGACCUUAAAGUCACAGUGACAGAGGUUGUCGAUGAGGUAGAAUGGGUAUGCGCUGGAUUGACUACACUGUAUAUUUAUUUUGCGGCAGAUAUUGAUCAAGAGACUGAAGAAGGUAUGGCAAAGUCACGCAUUGUAUUUAGACAACUAGGUAAGCUGACUCAACUAGAAUAUCUUGGCCUAACAAGCUGGUGGGGCACAGAGGAUGGAGGUGGACGGACGCUAGACUUGAGACUAAGAGCAGGUCUGGAUGAACUGGCUAAUCUAAAGAGGCUACGCACACUAAGCUUCGGAAAUAGUCUACCGCAGCGAACGCAACUUGAGGAUGCGACAUGA
Lobosporangium transversale is the source of this 2847-nucleotide messenger RNA. RefSeq lists its product as hypothetical. Gene Ontology annotation, molecular function: protein binding. Gene Ontology annotation, biological process: SCF-dependent proteasomal ubiquitin-dependent protein catabolic process. The record is from RefSeq and is a predicted model, not a curated record. The coding region runs from base 229 to 2847 and encodes 872 amino acids. Gene Ontology annotation, cellular component: SCF ubiquitin ligase complex. Lineage: Eukaryota; Fungi; Mortierellomycota; Mortierellomycetes; Mortierellales; Mortierellaceae. The transcript has 3 exons.